AUGCCGAAAGCAGGCUACACAGUUCAUCCUCAAAAGAAGGCAGAAGUGUUUCAGUGGUUUGGAAACGUUAAGUAUCCUCACGGGUAUGCAGGGAAUAUCGCUCGAUGUAUUAAGAUGGGGGAAAAUAAGAUUAGUGGGUUGAAGACUCAUGACUGUCAUGUUUUGCUGCAACGUCUUCUUCCCGUGGUCAUUAGACCGUAUUUGCAGAGUGAUGUGGUUGACACGUUAGUGGCUUUGUCAAAGUUCUUUCAGAUGAUAUGCCCUAAAGAGCUUAAAAAGUCUGAUGUUCGAUCAUUGCAAGAAGACAUUGUGUACAUCAUGUGCAAGCUGGAGAGGAUCUUUCCCCCCACUUUCUUUGACAUCAUGAUUCACCUCAUGAUCCACCUUCCCGAACAAGUGUUGCUUACUGGUCCGGUACAGUAUACCUGGUGCUAUCCAAAUGAGAGCGCAUAUCUCAAUGAUGAAGACACAGUGGGGGAAUCAUCUGGAGCGGGUAGUAGCUGGCAAUUCGAUCUAUCAGUUGUUUCCAACGAUGUUGAACCGUACGGCAGGUUAAAUAAUUCUGAAAGAUUAAGUAAUGAUGAGAUCAAAGAGGCUCAUUGGUGUGUCCUUCAACAUUGCGAAGAAGCCAAGCGAUACUUCAAGUCCCAUUUGGAAAGGCAGUAUGGUAACGAAGUCAUACACAAGAGAGAUUUUCCUGAUUACUUCCCUAUUUGGAUGAUGCAAAUUCAACAGGAGUUUGCUGCUUCUUACGACCCGGAGUUGCACUUAUUGGUUGGAGGACCCCAAAUCCACAGAGUUUGUGCUGGAUGUUUUGUGAACGGUGUUAAGUUUGUGACGUCAGAACGAGAUGAAGGCCAUGUCACCCAAAACAAUAGAGUCAUGGUUGAGGGUCUGGGUUUCAACUACUACGGGGUUCUUGUCAGUGUCAUCGAACUAAUCUACGACAACCGUAUGCCAGUCGUGUUGUUCAAGUGCAAAUGA
Messenger RNA from Fragaria vesca subsp. vesca, 984 nucleotides. RefSeq lists its product as uncharacterized. NCBI's taxonomy places the organism in Eukaryota, Viridiplantae, Streptophyta, Magnoliopsida, Rosales, Rosaceae. The coding region runs from base 1 to 984 and encodes 327 amino acids. The record is from RefSeq and is a predicted model, not a curated record. The transcript is spliced from 3 exons.